AUGACAUCUUUCGCACACAUUCUCUCAAUAUUUCUUCUUAUUCUGAUUACACUCGAAUCGGUUUUCGCAUUCUGUUAUCCCAAAAUACCAUUGUUGGAUUUACAGCCAGCACAGUACAAUGGAUCGUGGUUUGUCAUUGCUCGAAAGCCAUCUGCUUCCAGAUAUUUUUUGCCAAAGGAUAUCAAUUCCAGCAUGAUCAGCUUAAUUCUGAACAAGGAUGCCUUUUCUUUAUCUUUCUCAGAAUAUCAUACAGUCAAUGCAACAUGCCAAUCUCUGACCGGAAACAUGACAAAACAUAAAGGAGGAUACAUGCUGGAAGUGAAACAAGCGGUUGGAACUAAUUAUGUUGAGAAGAUAUUCUUUCGACCAAUCUAUCAUGGAUACUCUGGAGAGCAAAAUGAGGAAAUGAAUAUGGUUCUGUAUGGAUGUUUGGAUGGAAAUGAUAAUGGUGGCUGUAAAAUUGGCGACGAACUUGUUCUCAUCAUGAGUAACUCUCGACAUCCACAAACUCUUCAACUCUAUAAAUCUGCUCAAGUCAUCGAAGAUGAAGCAUGCAUUGAUAUUUUACAUUUCACAGCAUUAGACACUUAUACUGAAUGUGGAGAUGAAAUGGUCGAUGAAGAUCAGAAGUUGAGACACGCCAAGAUCGACGAAGACAAUGAAUUCGUGGAUGUAGAGUGUCGAGUGGAGAAUAUCAGACCAGCUAACAACAAUAUUUCCAAUUUCUUUAACGAACCUCGAGUGUUAACUGUGGUCGCCUACAUUGAUGCUAGCUUAUCAGGAGAACAAAUUGCUCAUAUCAGUUGUCGAUAUGAUUCUGAAACAACUGCGGAAUGCGAGUGGAUUCGCCAAGAUACAUGCUUCAAGACAAACUUAACACAAACAUUAAGCACAAACCAAAUUCAAAUUUCAUCAUCAAUUUUGAAAAUCAACGGAAGCAUUGUUCCCAUUGAUUGGUCAGGAUUUGUUCUGUGGGAAAAUGGAGACGAAUACAUAUCAAUGCACUGUGGUCUUGUUGAUGAUGACGGAGCGUGUGACUCUGUGAGAGUCUAUGUUUGGUCGGAUGAGGAUCAUAUGGAUCAACCAACUAUAAAUGAAAUCUAUAGGGAACUUCAGAAAGUUUGCAUCGAUCCAACCGAUCUCAUCUUUCUGAACACUUUCCAUGAAUGUAUCAUUCCAUCCCCAACACCAAGUCUUCUUCAUUGUCAAUCUCCAAAUGGAUGGAGUCCAAUCACUUUAUCAAUGCUCCACGGCGUUUGGUACAUCGCUGCUGACCUGAAUGCCGACCCAAAAAUGUUUCUACAGUCUACAGUUAUAAAUAUGAGAAGAAUACAGAAUAGUUCGGAUCUGGAGUUGAUUUAUUAUGCUCAAAAAGAGAGUGAUGGUCGGUGCAUUGGACCUGGAAAUGGAACAGUUCGUUUGAUAGAUAAUGGAGAACUUCAUGUGCAUAUUGAAUACACCUAUUCAUUUGUUCCAGGUUAUAAAAGCUCUAUCAAAUUCAAAUUUCAAAUUCUCUACCUGGACAACCAGAGAGCAGUUCUUUAUUGGUGUUUCCGUCGCGCUCCAAACGGAACUUGUAUUCAACAUGAUGUCACUUUUAUGAUACGCUCUCGUCACUUUUCCCACAACGAUCUUUCAAUGAUUCUUCCUUAUUUGGAAAAAGUUUGCAUUGAUCGCAAGGAUUUGAGAUGGUUUGAUCUUCAUUCCCAAUGUGGAACGGAAAUUUCAUCGUCCACGAUUCUCCGCAGAGAUUUGAUCACAUUGACUCACUAUCAUGUGCUUGAUAUUCUAACAAAUGUUCAAGAACCAAAAUGUCUGUACAAUGAAAUUCGAGGCGUCAAAGCUGACUUAUAUUCCCUUGAACGUGCUGGAACAUGGUUCUUGAUGUCUCGAAUGGAUGAAAUGAGCAUGGACACUUAUGCAAUGGUGGGAAGAAUAUUCGCAGUAACAAACACAACUGCAGUCUUGAGACUAUUCCAAUCAGCAGCACUACCAGGAGAAACAAGAGAAUGUUUCACCCGAGUCUUCACCAUUCGAGAAAGAGAAAAUGUGGAAAAGUCAGAUUAUUGGUACGAGUUGCAUUUCGAAUCCACAACAAAGAAUUCAACAUUCAUGAUCUUUCGUUUUCUAUUCUACAAUCGACAUGUUGGAGUCAUUUAUUCAUGCUUGAGAAACAAACCCGAUGGAAGAUGUGAUGAAAAAGCAAUAUACGUUAUUUCUCGUCACGAAUCCAUCGACCAUGCUGAACUGACAGUACUCGAGAAGGUUGCCAAAUCUGUCUGCGUUGAACCAAUUCUGUUGUUUCAUGUUGCGGCUCAUGAUGAAUGCAUCUUCGAACACAGUCGUCUGAAGCCUCCCGCGUGUAGCUCCAUCGAUAGUUCCUCCAGUAAUGCAGAAUGGAUCGAGAUGAAUCUGCAACAGGUUGAGGCAUCCUAUGGACGUCUUCUGUAUCAAGUUGUAGCCAGUUCCAACAGUCGUACACCUACAUUUGCCCUCCGAUUCGACGGACAGCACUUCCAAAAAAUCACCGAGCAGUACGUGCAACCAUCCGGAUGCCUCUCUUCUCCGAUCACUCAAAUCAAAUUCUCUUUGCGCAAUCGAAAUUUGAUCUACCUUCCUUCUGACGAUGGUCUGAUUGCGUUGAUUCAUCCAGCUGGAGUCCGUUCUGAUCUUCUUCUUCGAGAGGCUCAAAUGUCCGGAGUUCUCCCAUGUUUGGCGCCAAUAGCGACUCCAGAAUAUCAGAAUUGUACCCAAUUGAUUUCGCCAGUGUGCAAAUCUCCGAAUGACACUUUGACAGCUACUGAACCGCUAAAUGGAGUUUGGAUGCUUUACUCCUCGGAUCCGAUGUUUGUUCUGAACUGGAGAUGUACGUUCAGAGAUGGCGAUGACGACUUCAGCCAUUCAUUCGAGUGCUUCUCAGAAUCCUGGGUUGGAGAAUGCGAGCGUUCGACACGUGGAACCAUCUACGUCAAUGUAUCUAAUUCCACAUUCUACACUGUUUUUGAUGAAGAGGAGGCUCCGAUUCGUACUCCAGAAGCAGAAAUCUUCACAUCCGGGCGGAUAUCGGUGACGGAUGAACGAUUAUUAUUGUUAAAGAUGAUCAUCUCGUUGGACGGGCGUACUCGUUGUGGUUGA
Messenger RNA from Caenorhabditis briggsae, 3135 nucleotides. It is a transcript of the gene Cbr-lpr-2, whose product is annotated as Protein CBR-LPR-2. The transcript is spliced from 20 exons. The coding region runs from base 1 to 3135 and encodes 1044 amino acids. Lineage: Eukaryota; Metazoa; Nematoda; Chromadorea; Rhabditida; Rhabditidae. Gene Ontology annotation, molecular function: retinol transmembrane transporter activity; retinoid binding. The record is from RefSeq and is a predicted model, not a curated record.